AUGUUUUUGUCUUCUGCUAUUCGAUCUGCGGUUUCGCAAACGGCGAGGCAGGUAAGAGGUCUGCAUCGUUCUGGCUGCACGUGCAGGAGCGGGGGCAUCUUUGUGCACAGGGACACCGCAGACAACAACCCUGAUACCCCUUUUGAAUUCACUGCGGAGAACCUAAAGAGAAUUGAUGCGAUCAUCUCUAUGUACCCAGUGGGUCACAAGCAGGCAGCCACUAUUCCAGUUCUGGAUUUAGCCCAGAGGCAACAUGGAUGGCUACCCAUCUCUGCCAUGAACAAGGUUGCAGAGGUGCUUGAAGUCGCUCCGAUGAGAGUGUAUGAGGUGGCGACGUUCUACACCAUGUUCCUGCGUCAGCCGGUGGGGAAGUACUUCAUCCAGAUCUGCACCACGACCCCCUGCAUGCUCUGCAACUCCGACAGCAUCCUGGAGGCCCUCAAAACCAAACUGGGUAUCAAGGUGGGGGAGACUACACCCGACAAGAUGUUCAUCAUUGAGGUUGAAUGUCUGGGUGCUUGUGUGAACGCUCCCAUGGUUCAAAUCAAUGACAACUACUAUGAGGACCUCACUGCCGAGGACAUGGAUCACAUUAUUGACGAACUUAAGGCUGGGAGGGUGCCGCCACCUGGGCCAAGGAAUGGUCGUUUCUCCUGUGAGCCAGCCGGGGGUCUAACUUCUCUGACUGAACCCCCACCCGGGCCGGGGGUCGGUGUGAGAGCAGACCUCUAAACACGGAUGGCCGCAUCAACCAAUCCCUAGACUGAUAUGUUUUAUGAUUGCAUAUGUAAAUAAAAUAUUAAUGUAUCUGUA
Molecule: messenger RNA, 813 nt
Organism: Gadus morhua (Atlantic cod)
Lineage: Eukaryota; Metazoa; Chordata; Actinopteri; Gadiformes; Gadidae
Gene: ndufv2
Product: NADH:ubiquinone oxidoreductase core subunit V2
Biological process (GO): mitochondrial electron transport, NADH to ubiquinone
Cellular component (GO): respiratory chain complex I
Molecular function (GO): NADH dehydrogenase activity
Source: RefSeq, a predicted model, not a curated record